This is a messenger RNA of Humulus lupulus (European hop), 1221 nucleotides long. Its product is annotated as putative F-box protein At3g17480. NCBI's taxonomy places the organism in Eukaryota, Viridiplantae, Streptophyta, Magnoliopsida, Rosales, Cannabaceae. The transcript has a single exon. The record is from RefSeq and is a predicted model, not a curated record. Gene Ontology annotation, molecular function: protein binding. Bases 1 to 1221 code for a protein of 406 amino acids.
AUGGAAGUUGUUUGUCCACAUUUACCAGAGGAAAUAGUAGUGGAAAUCCUACAGAGAUUGCCCCACGACUCUGUCAUAACAUCAAAACGAGUGUGUAAGUCAUGGUACGAUAUCAUAAAGCACGAGUCAUUUGUAAGCAAUCACUUUCAUCGUCACUUGAAAUUUGAUACAAACACUUCCUUGCUUUUCUUACACGGUUUAAAUUAUUAUAAGGAUUCGCUUGAUACUAUCUCUUAUGAUCACGAUCAUGAUAAUGACCACCUUAUUCCUUAUGUUGUCGAACAAUCUCACACAAUAGGGAAAUUACUCCAUUUCGUUCGAGGAUCCUUCUUUGAAAGAGACCGGAUAAGAGGGCUUCAUUGUAAUGGCAUCAUUGCCUUCCCUAAACAGGAUACUGAAAUCGUCUUCUUCAAUCCAACCCUAAAACAAUUUAAGAUUUUAUACACACAACCUCUACUCGAUUUUGUAUCUAUCGCACAUGGAUUUGGCUACGAUCAAAGAGCAAAUCUUUACAAGUAUGUCAAGAUUUUUCAAUCCGAAUCCAAAUAUAGUCAUGAUGAUGCUACAAUGUUUAGAGCUCAAGUUUGUACUCUAUGGAUUAAUAGUAGUGGUGGUGGCAGUGUUAGUAGUAGUUGGAGAGAGACAAAUAUCAUAUUACCAAUUAAAAAUACUUGGUUUGACGACGGUGUGGUAUAUUUGAAAUCUGUUUGUUAUUGGCUCAAUUUGAGUGAGAAGCAGCCUCAAGUUGUUUCUAGUGUGGAGCAACCUCAAAUCGUGUCAUUUGAUAUGUGUGAUGAGAAAUUUAGUAUGAUACCAUUGCCAUCCGACCCUGAAGUUUCAAUUACUUACCAAAGAGCACUGACUGUGUGGAAAGAUGAAUCGGUUACAUUGUUUAUAAUGGGAAAAAUACACAGAGACACAUUCCUUAUAAUUGAAAUGUGGAUGAUGGUAGUUGAAAAUGAUAGUACUUAUUGGAGGAAACAUCUAACAAUUGCUCCAACAAUUGGUCCAAUAUUAGAGUACGAAUUUUUGAAACGUUUGGAUUUUUGGAACCAGGAAGAGUUCUUGAUUGAAGGUCGCAAUAGUGCUUCUUAUGUUCAUAUUAUGUCCUAUAAUAUUCGAACCAAAAGGAUAAGAAGAUUGGAUUUUUCUCUUGAGGGAGUGGAAUUGCACUAUUCGACUUCAUAUUCAAAAAGUCUAGUUUCGUUAUUGAACAAUUAG